Symbiodinium natans is the source of this 768-nucleotide messenger RNA. Lineage: Eukaryota; Dinophyceae; Suessiales; Symbiodiniaceae. The record is from the annotation of a GenBank genome assembly.
AUGUUGCGCUUGCUUGCGGUGACCGCCUGCCUCGCCAAAGUCGCCAUCGCCACGUGCCCUGACGAUCCGGAGGUGGACCUUUGCGAGACAACCGGCGAAGAGACGGGCUCCGCAUUCCGCGGCUCGCCGUGGAUGGCGCUGCUGCUGCCCCUCGCCUCGGCCCGUCCCAAGGUUGCCACAGGCUUAGCGUUGGCACUGGCGAUGGCUGUCGGGGCGGAGGCCGUCACUUGCGGCGAGGUGAAGGAUUUCUACAAGAGUGAGCAGUGCUGUGGCUCCCCCACCACGGUGCUGAGCAACCCCGUGCCGGGCACUCCAACUUGCCCGUACAACUUCAACAAGCCAGCUUGCAACACGGCCGAGCCUCAGACGCCUCGUGAUCUCUCAACUGGCGCUACAGGCAGCAUGGUGCCGAAGGCGGCCACGCUGACGGAUGCUCAGGCCAACUUCCUGCCGCUGGUGAACGUGCACUUCCACCUGGGGGCUGAGCAUAAGAGCGAUGCCUACAACAACGACACCGAUGCGAUGGCGUACGACGCGGCCUCCUCCGGCAGGCGCCUGGCCAGCAACCCACGUCCUGGCUUCAUGUGCCCAACGGACACCCUCACUGACGCGCAGAUGACGCCGUACACCUUUCAGCACUGCACGGGUGACGUGCAGGUCGGCAAGUCCUACGAGGUCCACUACGUGCACUCCUCAGCCGGCACCGACAACGAUGCUUCGGACGGCAUGAAUGCAGACCUCCUCGCGGAUGGUUUGGGAGGCACGUGA